AACACGAUUCUUCUAAAUAAGACGAGAACAUUAGUUUACAUAAACAGUUUGGGUUUUUUUUUAUACAACAAAUGACUAAGUGGGUUGGAAUAUAUUUAAAUUAGCUGCAUGCAGUAAGGGAAAUUCAAGCUUCAGUAGGUUUUUUUAUCCUGAUUCUGAAGCUUUUAUUUGUCAAUAUUCAGUCUCAUAUUCAGUGUUUUCCCAGAGGGCUGGGCAGACAGAUUUUGCUUGGAUUUGAAUCCUAUUAUAUUUUCACCAGUAUACCAAAGGAAAUAAAUAAACAUGGGCAAUGCCAGGUAGAGGAAAAAAGGCUUUUUGGCUCUACAGAAUCUUCCAGUUGCUUUAAAAUGUCUCUGCAGAAGCCUAAUUAAAUUCUUUUGUGUAAUCUAUUUAUUCAUUUCUAUAUGCACUAAUCUUGAGAGACUUGAACAGGUAAACUACAGCCCCACACCUCCUCCUGUUCAACACCUAGUAUCAAUGACAGCAAUUCAUAUUAAAAGGCUGCAGGAGGCGCCAGAGGACGCGCAGAGGAUAAUCUGAUGGCGCCUUUAAAGUCAUUUCACAUCGAGAAACCAGGAGUCCAUGCAUGCGUGCUAUGUCUUUACAUACAGAGUCUGCGUUAGAGUUAAUAUGAUGCGCACAUGUGCCAGUUAUUUUCCCAACAAAUACCACCCCCCCCAAAAAAAACUACCACGCAGCUGACAAAAGGUGUCGAGACACAGAGAGAGGGGGAAACUGAGGAAACAAAGGAGGUAUUAAAAAAGAGAAUAGUCAAAUAAAAGCUCUUAAAUCGGAGUGAUUCGUUUAUAUUCAACAUAAAAGCCAGAUGAAGAAUGAAUAAAGAAAGUGCAAAGAAUAAACUGCCACGAAAAACAAACACAAAAAAAUAGGCGAGGACCGGUGGUUAAAUUCAACCUAAGACUUUAAAAAGUAGCAUAUCUGAACACACAAAUAACGUUAAUAAAUAAACAGAGUAUGCAAGUGUGUGCAAAUGUGUGAUAAUGAAAGCAUUAUCACCACAUCAAAAUGUGUCUCUGACGAAUAAACAACAGACAGAGUGGAACAAAAUCCCCAAAAAAGAAAAAAGAAAAAGAAAAUACACAAAGUGCACCGAGAGAAAAUUAACAUGGAAAAAAAAACCUAGAAAAACAUAAUCCUCUUAAUCACAAAGUUGAACCUUAAUCCUAGCUCACCUCGCAUACUGAUUAAGUCGGAGAAAUGCUGUAUAUGUAUAUAUAAGUGUGUGUGUAUAAUAAAAAAAGGGAAAAGAAAUAAGGACAAUAAAUAAAAGAAGAACGAUUAAAGGGAGGGAGGGCGAACAGAGAGGAGGAGAAACAAUAGAGAAUCAAAGCAUAAUAAUAUUCCUAAAUGAAGAGGGAAAUGUUGCUCCGCUCAUUUUAUUAAUCAGACUGUCAAUUUCACCCAAGAGGCCAAACCCAAGAGCAAUCUAAAACAGACUCAGAGAUCAACCCAGGGACAAGCACCUCGCUCCUCACUCCUCUCCUCUUCUCUCUCCACUUGGAUAUUAUUCGUCUGACCGAAGGCCGCCUCCAUCAUCAAGUGACAGCCCUCUCCUAUUUAUUUGCUUAUAAACCUGUUACAAUAAAUGAUCAUUGGAGCAACGUCAGCCGAGCAUUUUAACAACGAACAGCAACCACUUUUGAUGAAUGACAUUUUUUGCUGCUGCUGCUGCUGCUGCUGUGGUGGUGGUGGGGAGGAUGCACGGCUCAUUUUGAGGCAGUCGCUCGUCGAUUGCUAUUCAGAUUCUUUUCGUUUUUUUGCGUCUUGCUUAUAAAAAGCUUUAGAGACAGUUUAUUUAGAGACAGUUGCUGAGUUGCAUGCGGAUUUAAAAGCUCCCGACACAACUCAUUGGUGCUCCAGCCCCCCUUUGGACCAAGUGUUGGGUUUUUCUUUUUUUUUUUUCUCCUUCGUCGUCGUCGUCGUCGCCGUCGCCUUGCACGGGCUUAAUGAUGGAGAGGAUAAGAAAAGAGAUGAUAUUGAUGGAGAGAGGUCUGCACAGUCCGGUCGCAGGGAAGAGGCUCUCAGACACGCCUGGAAAUUCAGUGCUGGAGGCCCUAGAAAACUCUCAGCACAGCGGACGGCUAAGCCCGAGAAUAACUUCGGCUUCUCUCCAUGGAAAUCUUGGGGACAUCCCGACCAAAGGCAAAUUUGAAAUUGACAGUCUUUUCGGCACGCACCACAACAGUGAAAACACAUCCUCGGCGGAAAUUUCAUCGUCAGAAAGCAGAAAGAAAAUGAGCCUUUACUCCGAAGUUUCGCCAGAUUCAGACAUUAACAGUGAUGUGGAGGUGGGAUGCCCUGCGCAUCGCUCCCCGAGCCAGCACAAGGAGAACAACAAAGGUUUUUCAGACAGUGGCUCCUCGAGCUCAAACUCCCUCGCGAACAUGAACGGUAACUCGGGAGGAUCAAAUAAUUCAAAUUCCGACCAAGUGAGAAGAUAUCGGACUGCUUUCACCAGGGAACAGAUCGGGAGACUGGAAAAGGAAUUUUACCGGGAAAAUUACGUCUCAAGACCGAGAAGAUGUGAACUAGCCGCAGCGCUAAAUCUGCCCGAAACUACCAUCAAGGUGUGGUUCCAGAACAGGCGGAUGAAGGAUAAAAGGCAGCGUUUGGCGAUGUCCUGGCCCCAUCCAGCAGACCCCAGCUUCUACACUUACAUGAUGACGCAUGCGGCAGCUACAGGAAGCCUACCUUACCCUUUCCACUCGCACAUGCCUCUACAUUACUACCCGCACGUCGGUGUCACGGCAGCAGCAGCGGCCGCCGCAGCCACCGGUGCCGCCUCGUCACCUUUCGCCACAUCCAUCCGUCCCCUCGAUACCUUCCGUGCACUCUCCCACCCAUACUCGAGACCAGAGCUCUUGUGCAGCUUCAGGCACCCGGGACUCUACCAGUCACCCGCAGGCCUUAAUAGUUCAGCGGCGGCGUCGGCGGCGGCUGCGGCCGCUGCAGCGGCGGCGGCGGUGAGCGCACCGUCAGCCACGGGGCCUUGUUCGUGUCUCAGCUGCCACAGCAGCCAAGCGGCGAGCGCACUGGGAGCCAGGAGCACCAGCGCUGACUUUACCUGCACAGCUUCGGGGCAAAGAUCCGAGAGUGGAUUUUUGCCGUAUUCUGCUGCUGUUCUCAGCAAAACCUCAGUACCGUCACCAGACCAACGAGAAGAAACUUCACUUAACAGAUAACUCAUCAUCAUCCAGCCCUACAUGACCGUUUUCCUAUUUUUUGCUCCAGUCCUACUUUAGAGGAUAAGACCUACUUUCAAAAAUUAAAAAAAUAAAUCACAGCUGGGUUAAAGCAGUCGUUUAGGCUAUUAGGCAACACACACACACACACACGAAGAUUAAUUUCUAUAAAGUCUCAUUCAAGCCCGAAAGACUCUUUAUAUAACAACAACAAAACAAAAAAAACACGAACAGCUAAGCACCGAAAUUUUUGCAACUCAUAAAAAAAAAAACUUUUUUCUAAAAAGCUUGUGUGCCCUUGUGUUGUAGACAUUUUAUUUUUAUUUUUUUAAACGGGGCUGUGCUGGAUUUAAAUAAGCAGCUCUGUCCUCGAUCAUUGUGCCAUUUCAUAUUUCAAAUAUUUUUCACAUCUCACAUUUUUGCGGCUCAAAUCUCCAGAAAAAAAAAACCCAAGCCUGGCUUCUCUCUCUUACCCCCCUUUCUCACUCCUCAAACGUGAGCUAAUUAUGCUAUCCUCUAAAUUUAGAUAGCACAAGGUCCUGCUUUUUUCUUUUUUUUUUCCUUUCCUGCCCAGCAGCAUAUCUUUCUUCACUAUAAGCCUAAUAGACUUUUUUUUUCCCUUUCUUCUUCUUUUGGCAGGAAUAGCUUCUCCAACAUCCAGCCUCCUCUUUGCUCUAUAGGGACACCCCUAAUCAGCUAGAAAAGGUGCAUAUAAUUUUUGCAGCGCGUCUAUUCCUGUCAAUUUUUAUGUUAAUAAUGAGAGGAUCAUGACAAAAAUUGCCAAUCAUGUACCUAGAUGGAGCUCCUUUGAAUACAUGACUGGAAGAAAGUUCCUCGUUUUGAGACCCGCUGUCAAGUGCUAACAACCCGCGGAGGGAAGUCAUUAGACAUACAAAAGACCUGGAACAAAGCGACAGUCCUGGUACACAGAAUGCACUGCACAAGGAGAAUAAUCUGACAGAUGUAUGCUUUCAAAAAUAUUACAUACAAAGCAGCCUGCAAAGAAAACCCUCCAUUUUUUUUGUCUUAGCUGAUAAUGGGAGAUACCUCGACUAUAGCAGCAUCUUUUAUUUUAUUUACAUUUACUGAACCUCAUUAUAUCAUAUCCAGAAUUUUCAUAAGUGUGUAAUCCCUUUAGGACCUCUUCACUCAACACACACACACACCUACACACACACAUACACAAUGACGACAAGGACUGAGCAAGGCGAAGGUUCAGACAAAAUAGCCUGGCUUUACAAUCCUGUCUGCGCCUGUAAAAAUGGCUAUGUGCUAUUUUAUUCGUUCCUGUUGGGACAUCACCAAUAUGUUAAUUAUAAAACAUGUGAACUGUAAAUCGUGAAAUAUUUUGCAAAUAUUAUGAAUAGCCCUACUGAUAGUUGGAAAACUGAAUUAUUGA
This is a messenger RNA of Larimichthys crocea (large yellow croaker), 4602 nucleotides long. It is a transcript of the gene evx2, whose product is annotated as even-skipped homeobox 2. Gene Ontology annotation, molecular function: RNA polymerase II cis-regulatory region sequence-specific DNA binding; DNA-binding transcription factor activity, RNA polymerase II-specific. Bases 1968 to 3203 code for a protein of 411 amino acids. Gene Ontology annotation, cellular component: nucleus. Gene Ontology annotation, biological process: regulation of transcription by RNA polymerase II. Lineage: Eukaryota; Metazoa; Chordata; Actinopteri; Sciaenidae. The record is from RefSeq and is a predicted model, not a curated record. The transcript is spliced from 3 exons.